Molecule: messenger RNA, 2310 nt
Organism: Arthroderma uncinatum
Lineage: Eukaryota; Fungi; Ascomycota; Eurotiomycetes; Onygenales; Arthrodermataceae
Product: ubiquitin fusion degradation protein 1
Exons: 1
Coding region: 1-2310 (769 amino acids)
Cellular component (GO): VCP-NPL4-UFD1 AAA ATPase complex
Molecular function (GO): polyubiquitin modification-dependent protein binding
Source: RefSeq, a predicted model, not a curated record
AUGGAGGGGCUAUCGUGGAGCUGCCAGCUCGCUGUUACGCCGCCCAACAGGGCCCAGAAACUCGUUGGGGACAAGAUAACCCUACCACAAUCUGCGCUUGAGCAGAUACUUGCUGCCGUUCGCAAUAUUCCGUCCUCUACACCCGAAAACCCGCUUUCUCCUGAUGUUGAUUCCGAGGCCAGUCCGCUCGGUCCCUCCAAUAAUAACGAUUCCAGACAACGAGAGCUUCCGCACCCUCUUACAUUCCGCCUGGUAAAUCCUGGAAAUGGACGUGCCAUAUAUUCGGGAAUUAGGGAGUUUUCUGCAAACGAGAAUGAAAUUUCCGUGAGCCCAUUUCUGCUCCAAAGCCUCGGCAUAGAAGAAUCGGAUUUCGACAUCGAACCAGACUCUUCCUCGCAGGAUAAGUUGCCCAUAGUCACGGUUCAUGUGGUUCAACUUCCUAAGGGAUCUUAUGUGCGGCUGAGGCCACUAGAGGCUGGAUAUGAUGUGGAAGACUGGAAAGCUCUAUUGGAGCGGCAACUGCGAGACAAUUAUACCACCCUCUCGGUUGGAGAGGUUGUCUCGGUCCUCGCUAGUCGAAAUGAGGUCAUGCAGUUCUUGGUUGACAAGGUGUUACCUAAGGGAAACGCAGUCUGUAUUGUUGAUACCGAUCUGGCCGUGGACAUUGAACCGUUAGACGAGGACCAAGCCCGAGAGAGCUUGAAAAGGCAACUGGCAAAGAAUCGUCGGGCACCAGAGUAUACUGGUCAAAGUUCAGCCGGUGGAACAAUCGCUAACGGGCAGGAAGUGUGUGACCAGGUGUUACCAGGGGAUUAUGUGGAUUACGAGCUUAAAUCAUGGGAUCGCGGAAACCCCCUGGCACUAGAACUAAGUGCUGACGACGACAAGGAGAUGGAUGUUGAUUUGUUUGCGAGCCCAUUCUCAGCCAGGCAGAGAGCUCGACCUCGUGAUGAUCAGCAUGUAUGGGGUGAAUUCUCGCACUACCUUCCAAAGAUCAUUGAGAUUAACCCCACCAAUGUGGAGAUGCGCCAUGCUGAUUGCCUCUAUAUUUCGGUACAUGCCCCUCCUUUGGGGUUGGCGGAGCUGAAUAAUGGCUCUAUAGAAGCAAGCCAUCCACAACCGAUCCCGUUCAGACUUCGAGUAACUACAUCCUUAAAGGCAACGGGGACAGCGGAAGAGGAGAACCUAGGUCAAGAUGCGCAUAGUAAUGAUGAAACACAAUGCAAGAAUUGUCAGCAAUGGGUCCCCAAAGCAACCAUGGUGUUGCAUGAAAAUUUUUGCCUUCGUAACAAUAUCCUCUGCCCUAAAUGCCAAAAGGUCUUCCACAAACGAUCUUCUGAGUGGGAAAAUCACUGGCAUUGCACCCAAGACGACGCAUACGGAACUGGAGCAUCUAGCAAAGCGAGGCACGAUACCGUCUUCCAUUCAACUCAUACUUGCCGCGAAUGCCAAUAUGUUUCCCGGAGCCUACCUGAUCUAGCCCAACAUCGGACUACUGUAUGCCCUGAGAAGCUUAUUCUCUGCAGUUUCUGUCAUCUCGUUGUUCCUCAGAAGGGCGAGUCAGACCCCGAGGUCUUAGAUCCUGAAGUGGUUCUGUCCAACCUUACACCGCACGAACUCGUAGAUGGGGGAAGAACAACGGAGUGUCAUCUAUGUCACAAAAUUGUCCGCCUUCGAGAUAUGAAUACCCAUCUACGUCACCAUGAGCUCGAUCGAGUUUCACGUCCUUCCCCUCAGAUAUGCCUAAAUGCCAAUUGCUGUCGGACAAUAAAUGGCCCUAACCUCAACCAACCACCCAGGAAUCCGACCAACGACACGCUUGGGCUUUGCAAGGUUUGUUUUGGGCCUUUAUACGUUGACGUCUACGACCCUGAAGGCAAGGCCCUCCGCCGCCGGAUUGAGCGGAGAUAUCUAUCUCAAAUGCUCACGGGAUGUGGCAAUUCUUGGUGUCUCAAUGAGUACUGCAAGUCAGGUCGCACAAAUUUGAACAUCAGUGGCGGAGCUACCUUGACCUCGAAAGACAUAUCUCCAAUUAUCAAACCACUUAUUGAAGGGAUCUCAAUCGAGCCAACCAUGGUUAACAUCUCCCCCCUCUAUUUUUGCACCGACCAGGUUAUCCAGACAAGGAAGAAGUUGGCCGAAGCGCUUGCUUCCGAAAGUGCUGAGGAUACAACAUCAUAUAGUGAAAUAUACGAAGUCGAGUGGUGCAUGGCGGCCAUAGAAGCUGCCAGUGGGGACGUGAUUAAAGCUAGGGAAUGGCUUCACGAUUGGGCACCAAAGAAAGGGGAGACCUUUGGAAGCUCCUCGUAA